AAUCUAAUAUCUCAUUUAAUUUAUAAAAAGAUAUUUUAUUUACGUCCAUUUUCCAAUAUAUAUACUUCUUAUUCCUUAGCUAUUCUUAUUUAUUAUAUUAUUUCAAUUCCACUAUAGUCCUGUGUACAUUUCUUCUUUUCGGACAUUCUGUAUCAGCGGCUUGUAAAUGUGCCGUUGGCAACUCUUUGACCGCGAUUCGAUUAGAAAACGUUUUCACACAUUUCUUCCGUAAUUUUUUAUUGUUCUGUUGAAAAAUAUUAGGUAUUCAAUUCUGUAAUAGUGUGAAAAAUAAGACUUAAGUGCCGAGCAAUUAGUUUUGUGAACACAUUUGUUUAUUAAAAAGGCUCGCGAAAAUGUCGUUGCCACCAUAUAUGAUACCGCCCAAUGCUUGGGCGGCACAAAUUAUGGCGCAGCAGCAGGCACAGGCAUAUGCUGCUGCAGCCCAAGUGCAGCAAGCUCAAAUGCAUGCACAUCAAAUGGCAAAUCAAAUACAACAAAUUCCUCCUCCGGGUGCUCCUUUACCGGUACCGAUGACAAAUGGCAGUGUUGGUAUGCCACAAGGUGGAAUAGUUGGUAGUAAUAGUGUCGGUGGUAUCAAUCAAGCCCAACUAGGCCAAAUACCAACACCCAAACCCGACAUUAUUACUGAGGAGAAGCUACAAGAAAAAGCACAGAAAUGGCACCAAUUGCAAUCGAAAAGAUUUGCAGAGAAAAGAAAAUUUGGUUUUGUCGAUGCUCAAAAAGAAGAUAUGCCACCUGAGCACAUUCGCAAAAUAAUACGUGAUCAUGGUGAUAUGACCUCGCGUAAAUAUCGGCAUGAUAAGCGUGUAUACUUGGGGGCAUUGAAAUAUAUGCCGCAUGCAGUUUUGAAACUACUUGAAAACAUGCCGAUGCCCUGGGAGCAAAUACGCGAUGUACAAGUCCUGUAUCAUAUCACAGGUGCUAUAACUUUCGUAAAUGAAAUACCAUGGGUUAUUGAACCAGUUUAUAUAGCACAAUGGGGAACCAUGUGGAUUAUGAUGCGUCGGGAAAAGCGUGAUCGGCGCCAUUUUAAACGUAUGCGAUUCCCUCCCUUUGAUGAUGAAGAACCGCCGCUAGACUAUGCAGACAAUAUUUUGGAUGUUGAACCGUUGGAAGCCAUUCAAAUUGAUUUAGAUACGGAAGAAGAUGGACCCGUACAUAAAUGGUUCUACGAGCAUAGACCUCUAGUCGGAACCCCAUACGUGAAUGGAUCCACUUAUCGUAAAUGGAAUUUGACCUUGCCGCAAUUGGCUACUUUAUAUCGAUUAGCCAAUCAGUUGCUUACUGAUUUAGUAGAUGACAAUUUUUUCUACCUCUUCGAUCCCAAAAGUUUCUUUACCGCCAAAGCGCUUAAUAUGGCUAUACCAGGCGGACCGAAAUUUGAACCGCUCAUAAAAGAUCACAAUGUUGGCGAUGAAGACUGGAAUGAAUUUAAUGACAUCAAUAAGGUUAUCAUACGUCAACCAAUUCGCACAGAAUAUCGAAUUGCUUUUCCCUACCUUUACAAUAAUAUGCCUCAUUUCGUGCACCUUUCCUGGUAUCAUACGCCCAAUGUCGUGUACAUUAAAACUGAAGAUCCUGAUUUGCCAGCCUUUUACUUCGAUCCGCUAAUCAAUCCGAUUUCACAUCGCCAUGCUAAUACCAAGAUUGCGGAACCGAUGCCGGAUGAUGAUGAAGAUUUCUCAUUGCCCGAUGAAGUACAACCUUUCCUACAAGACACACCACUUUACACUGAUAACACAGCUAACGGUAUAGCACUGCUAUGGGCACCGCGACCUUUUAACUUACGCUCGGGCCGAUCGCGUCGCGCUAUAGACGUUCCGCUUGUUAAAAGUUGGUACAAAGAACACUGCCCACCAGGUCAUCCUGUUAAAGUACGUGUGAGCUAUCAGAAGCUUUUGAAAUAUUACGUAUUAAAUGCGCUAAAACAUCGCAAACCAAAACCACAGAAAAAGAGGUAUCUGUUUCGCUCAUUUAAAGCGACGAAAUUUUUUCAAACCACCACCUUAGAUUGGGUAGAGGCUGGCUUGCAAGUUUGCCGGCAGGGUUACAAUAUGCUUAACUUAUUAAUUCAUCGUAAAAAUCUAAACUAUUUGCAUUUGGAUUAUAACUUUAACUUAAAACCGGUGAAAACUCUAACCACAAAAGAACGUAAAAAAUCACGUUUCGGCAACGCCUUUCAUUUAUGUCGUGAAAUCCUGCAUCUGACUAAAUUGAUCAUUGAUUCGCAUGUCCAAUAUCGUCUUAAUAAUGUCGACGCUUUUCAAUUGGCUGAUGGACUGCAGUACAUAUUCGCACAUGUUGGCCAGUUAUCUGGCAUGUAUCGCUACAAAUACAAAUUAAUGAGACAAAUACGCAUGUGCAAAGAUUUAAAACAUCUGAUCUACUAUCGCUUCAAUACGGGUCCUGUUGGCAAAGGUCCAGGCUGUGGUUUCUGGGCACCAGGUUGGCGUGUUUGGUUAUUCUUUAUGCGGGGAAUAACUCCGCUGUUAGAACGUUGGUUGGGCAAUUUGUUGUCACGUCAAUUUGAGGGUCGUCAUUCAAAGGGUGUCGCGAAGACCGUCACAAAGCAACGUGUCGAAUCACACUUCGAUUUGGAGUUACGUGCCUCAGUUAUGCACGAUAUCGUUGAUAUGAUGCCAGAAGGUAUUAAACAAAACAAAGCGCGUACCAUAUUGCAGCAUUUAUCGGAAGCUUGGCGUUGUUGGAAAGCGAAUAUACCAUGGAAAGUGCCCGGCCUGCCAAUACCUAUAGAAAACAUGAUAUUGCGUUAUGUCAAAAUGAAGGCCGAUUGGUGGACUAACACUGCGCACUACAAUCGCGAGCGCAUACGUCGUGGCGCUACAGUUGACAAAACGGUUUGCAAGAAAAAUUUAGGUCGUUUAACACGUCUUUAUUUGAAGGCAGAGCAAGAACGCCAACAUAAUUAUUUAAAAGAUGGUCCAUACAUAUCACCCGAAGAAGCUGUAGCCAUUUACACAACAACAGUGCAUUGGUUGGAAUCACGACGCUUCGGUCCAAUACCAUUCCCACCGCUUUCAUAUAAACAUGACACUAAAUUACUAAUAUUGGCUUUGGAGCGUCUAAAAGAAGCAUAUAGUGUCAAAUCGCGUCUAAAUCAAAGCCAGCGUGAAGAGUUGGGUCUCAUUGAACAGGCCUAUGAUAACCCGCAUGAGGCUUUGUCGCGUAUCAAACGUCAUUUGCUAACUCAGCGUGCAUUUAAAGAGGUUGGUAUUGAGUUUAUGGAUUUAUAUAGCCAUUUGAUACCCGUCUACGAUGUUGAACCACUAGAGAAAAUAACGGAUGCUUAUUUAGAUCAAUAUUUAUGGUAUGAAGCGGAUAAGCGUCGGCUCUUUCCGCCAUGGAUAAAACCAAGCGACACAGAACCGCCACCACUGUUGGCGUAUAAGUGGUGUCAAGGCAUUAACAAUCUGCAGGACGUUUGGGAUGUAGGCGAGGGCGAAUGCAAUGUACUGCUGGAAUCGCGUUUCGAAAAGCUAUAUGAAAAAAUCGAUUUAACACUGUUGAAUCGUUUACUUCGACUCAUAGUUGAUCACAAUAUUGCCGAUUAUAUGACAGCUAAGAAUAACGUCGUCAUCAACUAUAAAGACAUGAAUCACACCAACAGUUAUGGCAUUAUACGUGGCCUUCAAUUCUCCUCUUUUAUAACGCAGUACUACGGUUUGGUUUUGGAUUUGCUAAUGCUUGGUUUGCAUCGCGCCAGUGAGAUGGCCGGACCACCACAAAUGCCAAACGACUUCCUCACGUUCCAAGAUACAGUUACCGAAACUGCACAUCCAAUACGUUUAUAUUGCCGUUAUGUGGAUCGUAUUCAUUUGUUCUUCCGUUUUACGGCGGAAGAAGCACGUGAUUUGAUUCAGCGUUAUCUCACCGAACAUCCAGAUCCCAAUAAUGAAAAUAUUGUUGGUUACAACAAUAAAAAAUGUUGGCCACGAGAUGCGCGCAUGCGGUUGAUGAAACAUGACGUCAACUUGGGACGUGCGGUUUUCUGGGAUAUUAAGAAUCGUUUACCUCGCUCCGUUACGACCAUUAACUGGGAGAACACUUUCGUGUCGGUCUACUCGAAAGACAAUCCAAAUUUGUUAUUUAAUAUGUGCGGCUUUGAAUGUCGUAUACUGCCGAAGUGUCGGACACAAACUGAAGAAUUCACACAUCGCGAUGGCGUCUGGAAUUUACAAAACGAGGUGACAAAAGAGCGUACAGCUCAGUGUUUCCUGCGUGUGGAUGAUGAGUCGUUGGGCCGAUUCCAUAACCGUGUGCGACAGAUUCUAAUGGCUUCUGGUUCCACAACAUUCACAAAGAUUGUUAAUAAAUGGAAUACUGCGCUUAUUGGCCUUAUGACCUAUUUCCGCGAAGCUGUCGUUAACACGCAGGAACUGCUCGACCUGUUGGUCAAGUGUGAAAAUAAAAUACAGACUCGUAUAAAAAUUGGUCUCAACUCAAAAAUGCCUUCACGUUUCCCACCUGUGGUGUUCUAUACACCAAAAGAGUUGGGUGGCUUAGGCAUGUUGAGCAUGGGUCACGUGCUUAUUCCACAAUCGGAUUUGCGUUGGUCUAAGCAGACCGAUGUCGGUAUUACACAUUUCCGCUCAGGUAUGUCACAUGACGAAGAUCAAUUGAUUCCGAAUUUAUAUCGUUAUAUUCAACCAUGGGAGAGCGAAUUUAUCGAUUCGCAACGCGUGUGGGCCGAAUAUGCAUUGAAACGGCAAGAGGCGAAUGCGCAGAAUCGUCGUCUGACUUUAGAGGACUUGGAAGAUAGCUGGGAUCGCGGUAUACCACGUAUAAAUACGCUCUUCCAAAAAGAUCGCCACACACUCGCCUACGAUAAGGGCUGGCGUAUACGCACAGAAUUCAAACAAUAUCAAGUGCUUAAACAAAAUCCCUUUUGGUGGACACAUCAACGUCAUGAUGGUAAAUUAUGGAAUUUGAAUAAUUACCGUACAGACAUGAUACAAGCUUUGGGUGGCGUAGAGGGUAUUCUAGAGCAUACACUCUUCAAGGGUACAUACUUCCCAACUUGGGAGGGUCUUUUCUGGGAAAAAGCAUCUGGUUUUGAAGAGUCAAUGAAGUACAAAAAACUAACUAAUGCUCAACGUUCCGGUUUGAAUCAGAUUCCCAAUCGUCGUUUCACACUAUGGUGGUCACCAACUAUCAAUCGUGCCAAUGUAUACGUUGGUUUCCAAGUGCAACUUGAUUUAACGGGCAUUUUUAUGCAUGGCAAAAUUCCAACAUUGAAAAUCUCCUUGAUUCAGAUAUUCCGUGCUCACUUGUGGCAAAAGAUACACGAGUCCAUUGUUAUGGAUUUGUGUCAAGUGUUCGAUCAGGAAUUGGAUGCACUCGAAAUUGAGACUGUACAAAAGGAGACUAUACAUCCGCGUAAAUCAUAUAAGAUGAAUUCGUCUUGUGCUGACAUUUUGCUAUUCCCCGCUUACAAAUGGAAUGUUUCGCGACCAUCUCUACUGGCAGACACAAAAGAUACAAUGGACAAUACAACAACACAAAAGUAUUGGUUGGACAUACAGUUACGUUGGGGUGAUUACGAUUCACACGAUGUGGAACGUUAUGCACGUGCCAAAUUUCUUGACUACACCACCGACAACAUGUCCAUAUAUCCUUCGCCGACGGGUGUGCUAAUCGCUAUUGAUUUGGCAUACAACUUACACUCUGCCUACGGUAACUGGUUCCCAGGUUGUAAGACACUCAUACAGCAGGCUAUGGCGAAAAUUAUGAAGGCCAAUCCGGCAUUGUAUGUAUUACGUGAACGUAUACGUAAAGCUCUACAACUUUACUCAUCCGAGCCAACUGAACCAUAUCUGAGCUCACAGAAUUAUGGUGAAUUGUUUUCGAAUCAGAUCAUUUGGUUUGUUGACGACACGAAUGUAUAUCGUGUAACCAUACACAAAACAUUCGAAGGCAAUCUAACAACGAAACCAAUUAACGGUGCAAUCUUCAUUUUCAAUCCACGUACUGGCCAAUUAUUCUUGAAAAUCAUUCAUACAUCUGUGUGGGCGGGUCAAAAACGUUUGGGUCAGUUGGCGAAAUGGAAAACCGCCGAAGAAGUAGCGGCUUUAAUUCGUUCGCUACCGGUGGAAGAGCAACCUAAACAAAUCAUCGUCACACGUAAGGGUAUGUUGGAUCCGUUGGAGGUGCAUUUGCUGGAUUUCCCGAAUAUUGUGAUCAAAGGCUCCGAACUGCAAUUACCAUUCCAGGCCUGCCUUAAAGUGGAAAAAUUCGGUGACCUUAUUCUGAAAGCCACCGAACCGCAAAUGGUGUUAUUCAAUCUCUAUGAUGAUUGGUUGAAGACCAUCUCUUCGUAUACAGCAUUCAGUCGUCUGAUUUUAAUCUUACGUGCGUUACAUGUGAACACCGAACGUACGAAGAUCAUACUGAAACCGGAUAAGACAACUAUAACGGAGGCGCAUCAUAUCUGGCCAACACUAACCGAUGAAGAAUGGAUAAAGGUGGAAGUGCAGCUUAAGGAUCUGAUUUUGGCCGAUUACGGCAAAAAGAACAAUGUAAAUGUGGCCUCGCUAACACAAUCGGAAAUUCGUGAUAUUAUUUUGGGUAUGGAAAUUAGUGCACCCUCUGCGCAGCGUCAACAAAUAGCUGAAAUUGAAAAGCAAACAAAAGAACAAAAUCAACUGACAGCCACAACAACACGUACAACGAACAAACAUGGCGAUGAAAUUAUUACCUCUACCACAUCGAAUUAUGAAACGCAAACGUUUAGUUCGAAAACCGAGUGGCGUGUACGUGCUAUAUCAGCUACAAAUCUGCAUUUGCGUACGAAUCACAUUUAUGUCAGUUCGGACGAUAUAAAAGAAACUGGUUAUACGUAUAUUUUACCGAAGAAUAUACUGAAAAAGUUCGUCACAAUUUCCGAUUUGCGCGCCCAAAUCGCUGGUUACUUGUAUGGCGUAAGUCCGCCGGACAAUCCUCAGGUCAAAGAAAUCCGUUGCAUUGUUAUGCCACCACAAUGGGGCACACAUCAGACGCUGAACUUGCCCAACACUUUGCCUACGCAUCAGUACCUCAAAGACAUGGAACCACUCGGUUGGAUACAUACACAACCGAAUGAGUUGCCACAAUUAUCACCACAAGAUAUCACCACACAUGCGAAGAUUAUGCAAGAAAAUGCAACGUGGGACGGUGAAAAGACUAUUGUGAUUACUUGUUCAUUCACGCCAGGAUCAUGUUCACUUACUGCUUACAAACUGACGCCAUCCGGUUUUGAAUGGGGCUCUAAAAAUACGGAUAAGGGUAACAAUCCCAAGGGUUACUUACCGUCACAUUACGAACGCGUUCAAAUGUUACUAUCGAACAAAUUCCUCGGCUUUUUCAUGGUGCCCGCGCAGGGCAGUUGGAAUUAUAACUUUAUGGGCGUACGACACGAUGCGAACAUGAAGUAUGAGCUGCAAUUAUCGAAUCCUAAGGAAUUCUAUCACGAAAUACAUCGACCUUCACACUUUUUAUUAUUCUCCAAUUUGGAAGAUGCCGGCGACGGUUCGGGCGCAGAUCGUGAGGAUGUUUUUGCGUAGUUUGUCAUAUAAGUGACCAGCAAAACUAUAAUUAGUAAUAUGUUCCAUUCUUUGUUUUAUGUUUCCUGAUUUAUAGUUAACAAAAACAUAUGUAUGAACACUUUAAAAGAAAUUUUCGAUGAGUUUUAUAACAAUCGAGCUGUGUAGGUAUAACUAUAAUAAUAAUUACGCACGUUUUAGUGAAAAACAAAAAAUUCAAUAUUUUCAUAAAUGUUAUAUAAUGCGGAUACUACACAAAUAAAUUAAUAAUUUUACAAAAACAA
Messenger RNA from Bactrocera oleae (olive fruit fly), 7843 nucleotides. RefSeq names its product pre-mRNA processing factor 8 (gene Prp8). Gene Ontology annotation, molecular function: U6 snRNA binding; U2 snRNA binding; pre-mRNA intronic binding. The record is from RefSeq and is a predicted model, not a curated record. Gene Ontology annotation, cellular component: U5 snRNP; catalytic step 2 spliceosome. Gene Ontology annotation, biological process: spliceosomal tri-snRNP complex assembly; mRNA splicing, via spliceosome. Lineage: Eukaryota; Metazoa; Arthropoda; Insecta; Diptera; Tephritidae.